UUUACUGAGAACAACAUGAAUAUUAAAGGAGGGAUGGAGGAGUGGUCUUAUGCUGAGGGACAACACCCCCUCAGGAGAACUUCUUAUAUAAGCUUGAUAAAACUAAAUGCUGCAGACAUGUACUUCUUUACUCUGGUUCUUGGGCUUUGGCUUCUUCCAACAGCUGACGCUCUGCAAUGUUAUGAGUGUUUACCAAACAAGUAUGGAAGCUGUACCGAGACAACAUCAGAAUGUCCCUCGCAGGAUUACCAAUGUGCUGCUGCAAGAGUAACAACAUUUUUAGGUGAUUCAAAGAUCUCUGACAUCACAAGUAAAAAAUGUGCCCAGGCUAAAGACUGUUUCAAAGGAUCAAUCAACUAUGGAAUUUCCAAAACCAGGAUAAACACCAGCUGCUGCACUGGGAACCUCUGCAACACCAAACCAGCCCCUAAUUCCAGCCUGGUUUCUAAUGGCAGACAGUGUUUCACCUGCAAAGGAACUGACUGCACAGGAUCUUUGAACUGUGAGGUGAGUGAGGACCACUGCAUCAAAGCUACAAUGACUGCAGAAGGGGUCACUAAGAUUUUAAAAGGCUGCACGUCCAAGCAGUUUUGCUCUGCGGAUGCGAUUGCACAAGCCGCUCACAUGACUGGAGUCGACGUAAGUUGCUGCCAGGGCAACUUCUGCAACAGUGCCAGCGGUCCAAUUGGUGGUCUGCUGCUGUUGAUGGUGCCGCUCAUCUCUUUCAUUUUGUUUUCCUAGUGGAUGCAAACAUGAAUAUUCUGCUUUUUAAAUCACAGCCACCAAUUAGAAAGAACAUUGUAUCCAGUGUUUUCCUGAACUUAAAAUAAAAAUGUCUUGAUGUUUGA
Messenger RNA from Nothobranchius furzeri (turquoise killifish), 848 nucleotides. RefSeq names its product urokinase plasminogen activator surface receptor. NCBI's taxonomy places the organism in Eukaryota, Metazoa, Chordata, Actinopteri, Cyprinodontiformes, Nothobranchiidae. The record is from RefSeq and is a predicted model, not a curated record.